UCCUUCUCUUCACCUUCCUUCUUCUGAGAAUCAUGAAUUUUUCAGGGGUCUUCUUCCUCUUCUUCUUCUUCUUCUUUCUUCUGUCUCCAGCUCUGAGCUAUGGUUCCGGGUCUGGUAUCGAGUCACUCUCUCGUGGGAUGCUGGACUCAGCGAAAGAACCAGAGUUCUUCGAAUGGAUGAGAGGAAUCAGGAGGAGGAUCCACGAGAACCCGGAGACAGGGUUCCAGGAGUUCAAAACGAGUCAACUCAUUAGAGACGAGCUUGACUUGCUCGGAGUUAAGUAUAAAUGGCCUGUGGCGAAGACUGGCGUCGUGGCCUGGAUCGGAUCCGGUUCCAAACCAGUUUUCGGUCUCAGAGCCGACAUGGACGCACUUCCACUACAGGAAUUAGUGGAGUGGGAAUCGAAGAGUAAAGUAGAUGGAAAGAUGCAUGCUUGUGGUCAUGAUACUCAUGUUGCUAUGCUUCUUGGAGCUGCUAAGCUUCUUCAAUCCAGAAAACACCUCAUCAAGGGGACGGUGAAGCUUGUGUUUCAACCAGGCGAGGAAGGCUAUGGAGGUGCAAUUGAAAUGCUAAAAGACGACAUUCUAGACGACUUAGAUGGGAUUCUAAGCGUACACGUCUUCCCAACAAUCCCAUCUGGUGGUAUCGGCUCUAGGCCCGGGACCGUUCUUGCAGGCGCAGGAUUGUUCACAGUCACCGUCCACGGUCAAGGUAGCCACGCAGCUACACCACAUUUCUCCAAAGACCCGGUUCUUGCAGCUUCUUCAGCCGUUGUCGCCUUGCAACAGAUUGUUUCAAGGGAAAUGGACCCACUUGAAGCUGGUGUGGUUACAGUUGGAUACAUUCAAGGAGGCCACACUCAAAACGUAAUACCGCAGUCUGCUAAAUUUGGAGGAACGUUCAGAAGCUUAAGCAACGAUGGUCUCCUAUUUAUCCAAAGACGAAUCAAAGAGAUAUCGGAAGCACAAGCCGCGGUGUACCAAUGCAAAGCAGAAGUAGAUUUUGGAGAGAAAGAGCCUUCGCUUCACCCGGUAAUGAAGAACGACGAGGGCUUGUACGAGCACGGAAAAGAAGUAGCGGAAGCUAUGAUCGGAAAGAACAACUUCCAUGAUUUUCCGGUGACGAUGGGAGCAGAGGAUUUCAGCUUCUUCACUAAAAGGACUAAGGCUGCUAUAUUCGUGCUUGGGAUAAAGAAUGAGACGCUAGGUGCUGGUAAGCCGCUUCACUCGCCUUACUUUUUUGUUGACGAAGAAGCUCUUCCUCUUGGAGCAGCUCUUCACGCAGCCAUGGCUGUCACUUAUUUGGAUAAACAUGGCAAUGACCAUGAGGUUAAGACCGAAUUAUAGAAUGUGUUUUGUAAUAAUCAACCACCUACUUGUAUUGAACUUUUAAGUUUGGUGGGGGUAGGAACAUCGGUUAAGCUUCGGUUUGGGAUAAUUUAUUUAAUUGAGACUGAGAUUUAUCCGGUCAGCAAAAUCAAUAUGUUUUCUAAAAAAUAUGGUACCAAACAUAAGGACAAACAAGAAUUAGAGCCAGUGGAAUUUCCUGAAACUCCAGCAUAUUAUA
This is a messenger RNA of Brassica napus (rape), 1566 nucleotides long. RefSeq names its product IAA-amino acid hydrolase ILR1. Gene Ontology annotation, cellular component: endoplasmic reticulum. The record is from RefSeq and is a predicted model, not a curated record. The transcript is spliced from 5 exons. Gene Ontology annotation, molecular function: IAA-Ala conjugate hydrolase activity. Lineage: Eukaryota; Viridiplantae; Streptophyta; Magnoliopsida; Brassicales; Brassicaceae. Gene Ontology annotation, biological process: auxin metabolic process. Bases 33 to 1346 code for a protein of 437 amino acids.